Didymodactylos carnosus is the source of this 889-nucleotide messenger RNA. NCBI's taxonomy places the organism in Eukaryota, Metazoa, Rotifera, Eurotatoria, Philodinida, Philodinidae. The record is from the annotation of a GenBank genome assembly.
GGGUAUCCAUCGUCAAGUACAUCCGUGCAAACAAGCUACAAAGAAGUGUGUGUUCGUCCUUGAAGAUGUCAUUUUUCGAAAGAAAAAGAAUAUGUUUGACCCCGACGUGAUUCGAACACGCAACCUUCUGAUCUGGAGUCAGACGCGCUACCGUUGCGCCACGGAGUCGGUGACUUAAUAUCUCUAGAAACAUAGCGUGAGCAUUCAUUUCUCUGCAAAACCUUGAUGGAAAUUAAUUUUUGAAAAUAGCCGUUAGUCAGACAGCGUCCAAGUUAACAAAACCUGGCAUUUAAUGUGUUAUGCAUAGGCUCUUGAAAGCUCAUUUUUCCUAGAAGACGUGGAGCUCGGCAUGUGAGAAAAAUGGAGUGAUGAGGGUUUGUUGUUGUCAGAAACAAUAUUUUUAGUUUGGUUUGGCUCUUUGUUGCUUAAAACGUAUAUUUCGAAGAAAAACAAAACAUUUUUGCAAAAUACUGUGAACGGUAGGCUUUCUGACUCUUGAAAAUCUGACGAAACCUCUUGGGAACUGUUAAAUCUAUAUUUAAAAAAUGUGAAUAGAAUAAAUGAUGACAAAGAAAUGGACGACGAUAAGAAGACGAUAUACGAAUGUGACACGACGACUAGAAAACUAACUGUGAACUCUCCUAUAAUGUAUGUUUGCCUCAAUUGAUUUUAGCGGGGUUCAUCACUCUCACCGUCUACGGGACUAAAAAUGAUCAUGAUUGGCAUACAAGAUCAAAGUAAACAACAAGAAUCUCAGCAAUUAAUGAUCGAUGACAACUGGUUUUCCACCGUCCAUUUUGAUCGCUUAUUUUUUUCGACAAGUCGUCCACGACCUCGAGCACCACCGAUGGUGAACCGUCCUUAUAUAGUGCUUAUGGGAAUUGUAUAA